CUCCUUACUCGCGGAUUCAAGGGGUUAAUAAUAAGAGUGCCGGGUACGAAUAUCGCGCUUUCAGUCGGCCCGCAGCAUCUCUGGCGGCCGCGUUCUUCUCUAGUCCGUGCAACAACUCGAGUACUCCUUCUCGCAAAGAAACGACAACGAGACGGUAGAACGUGUGUGUCGUGUUAAUAAUGCUCGCGACGAUCGACUGAGAUUUUCUCGGACGAACGAGCGUGUGCGAGUGCGUCGACCGCCGCGAUCAGUGAGUCGAGAAACUCGACUCGAGAGACAAUGGAUAAGUCGAUCGUAUCCUGUGUACUUCUCGUCUUCCUGCACGUGUUCCUUCUACCUUGCGAAGGGCUCGUCGGCGCGAGUGCUAAUCGAGGAUACGUCUUCACCGCGCCAAGGAGAUUUUUGGCCGGCGAGAUCGAGAGCGGCUGUUUAUCUCUGCACAAUUUAGAGCCUCCGGCGCAUGUUAUACUGGAGUUGCUAUCUCCAUCAACUACGAAAGAUGAAGUAUUGGCCAGCACAAGCAAUGUCAUCCAGACAGGGAUAGAAACGUGUCUGGAACUGGUAGUACCACGGACGGAGAACUUCAAAGCACGAUUGCGAUUGAAGAUCACAUUUGAUAAGUAUCCCGAUUAUGUCGUAGAGACAGAGAAGGAAGUUUACAUCGAGCACGAUUCGUUAAUCACGUUCGUGGAGACUGAUAAACCGGUCUAUAAGCCGGGGCAAGAUGUAAACAUUAGGAUCCUUAUGUUGAAGCACGAUUUGAAGCCUUGGAAGAAAACGAUACCAAAAGUAUGGAUCGAAAAUCCGUCCGAAAUACGAGUAGCACAAUGGACCAACGUCAGUACCGAAAAUGGAAUGGUGCAAUUGAAGUUUCCUCUAUCUCCGGAACCAAGCCCGGGCACCUGGAAAGUCAAAGUGGAAAAGAACAAGCAACCGCAACUGGUUCAUACAACAAUGUUCGAAGUGAAGAAAUACGUCCUUCCGAGAUUUCAAGUGACCAUAACUUCACCAGGAUACAUUCUCGCGGAUGCGGAGAACGUUACUUGGAACAUAUGUGCCAAAUACAGUUACGGUAAACCUGUAAAAGGUACUUUACUCUUAAAAUCCACGCCUCAAACACCGAUGUGGAGACGAAAGUCGAAUCUCCCAGAAAUACAUUACGAAACAGAGCUAGAUUCGCCGGACGGUUGUACAGAAUUUGUGCUGUCAGGCGCGGUGCUUGGACUAGCUCAUUGGAAAGUAGCACCAAAUAAUAUCGUCCUCAUAGCAAAUUUCACCGAAGCUGGUACCGGUAUAGUAGAAACGACAACUAGUCGGACCGUGGUUGUUCAUCAAGCUUUAAAAUUAGAAUUUCUGCCGUAUACACCCAAGUACUUCAAAUUAGGUCUACCAUACCACGGAAAGCUACGCGUCUCGCGACACGAUGACACCCCAGCACCACAUGAAAAGAUUCAACUUUGCUUGCGAGUGCGCGGCAAGGAUGAAUGGCUUCGCGUAGUAGUAGAAUGUCGUAACUUCACGUCAUCAUCCGACGGCUUCGUUGACUUCAUUGUGCCACUAUCACAUCGGAAUAUCGUUUUGCUGAGUUUCGUUGCGACGGGUAUCGACUAUCCCACGAAGUACUAUUCACCGGACACACGUUGGCGAGUUUUUAUGGAUCAACCGUCAGCGCACAUCGACGUAAGUCCUUGGUAUUCACCGUCAGACAGUUAUUUGGCAGUAGCUAGAGGUUACCAACCAAUCGUCUGCGGGGAAAAAUAUUCUUUCAAUGUUAUGUACACGGUGCCGGCGAAGAGUAAGACAAACGAAUCUAUUUCUUUCCAUUACUCAAUUAAUUCCAAAGGAGAUCUAUUGAUAUACGGCCAUGUGAAGCACCGGCCGACCAGAGACACAGUUCUGAAUUAUUCGGAAUUCCGGAACUUGUUAGGUGCCGUCGAAACGCCGGGAAACAAAACCACUCAGGACACCAUCGUUCACAGAUUCCCUCUAAGCGUAAAGAUAACCCCGUCUAUGGCGCCCAUCUCAGAAUUGCUUCUCUACUAUAUUCGUCCAGACGGCGAGAUUGUCGCUACUACGUACUCAAUCGAAGUAGGACAUUGUUUCGAGAAUAAGGUGAAGUCCGCCUGGCACACCGACGCCCAGACUCCAGGAACGGCUACCCUAUAUCAUGUGGAAGCCGCCCCAUGGUCUCUUUGUGGUAUUUCGGCAGUUGAUAAGUCGACUCGCUUCUUGGGAGGAUCCAAAUCGAAUCUAAUUGAUGCAGAACGAAGCUUCGAGCAAUUGAAGAGAUUCCAUAUCGAGCCAGAAACGCGGCCUAUUUGGACAUGGACACACUGCAAAACGACGAUGCAGCAUGAAAGCAAUACCGAGGAAGUUGACCAUCUACCGAUUCCCGCUUUGAGAGAAUUACCUGUUUGGUCGCGCUUGAGAAGUAGAAGAACCACGAUUCUCCACGACUGGAAGAAUCACGGAGACGUGAAUUAUGUGGAUGCUGUACAAGCGUUUGAUGAUUUCGGAGCUAUCGUGAUGAGCGAUUUGAUAUUGGAAACACGACCUUGUCCCCAAUUUUUCUGGCAGGCAAGAGAUUUUAUUGGUGUCCACAAACUUGUUCUUCAUUCUGGCACGGAACCUGUAAUUAAUAAGGCAAUGAGAACAUUACCCAUGGCAGUUCCAUUACUCAACUUGAGCCCUGAACAGAGUUACGUGGAUUCAAUACCCGAUCAACCUACGACUCUCAGAUCCUAUUUUCCUGAAACUUGGCUGUGGGAAUUAAUACCAACCGGAAAAGAAGGUAAAGUGACUAUAGAGCGUAUUCUGCCUGACACUAUCACUGAUUGGGUUGGAUACACCACGUGUAUCUCACCUACACAUGGUCUCGGGAUAGCUCCACCGACAACCAUCACGGGCUUCCAACCGUUCUUCCUCGAUUAUAGUCUACCAUAUAGCGUGAAACGCGGCGAAUUGUUGCGCAUGAAAGUUUCCCUGUUUAAUUACAUGCAGCACAGUUUACCGGUAAAAAUCAAGCUGGAGGACGCAACGGGACUUGACUUGCAUUUGUCACACGCAGUUGCUUCGUUCUGUGUGAAACCUCGUGAUAGUGUGGUUCACGAAUAUAUCCUCAGACCGCGAGUUCUUGGUGAUGUUAAUAUCACGGUUUCCGCUUCGAUCGACUCGGACUACGCCGAACCAUGUGGUCCAGAAACGCUUCUAUAUACACAAGACGUAAUUGUGAAGCCGAUACUUGUGCUACCGGAGGGGUUCCCCGUAGAAACGACCAAGUCAGCAUUCAUCUGCCCGAAGGAUUUCAGCGACGAUUCUACCAUCAGUUGGGAUCUUGAUUUACCGGAAGACCUAGUGCCCGAGAGUGCGAGAGCAUACGUAUCCUUGAUAGGAGACAUUCUAGGACCUGCUCUCGAGAAUCUCGACAGUCUCGUUCGUUUGCCACUUGGCUGUGGCGAGCAAAAUAUGAUUCUUUUUGUUCCUAAUAUUCAUGUGAUCGGUUAUUUGGAUGCAACCGGUGUCGAAAAUCCAGAACUACGAGCGAGAGCGGUGAAGAACAUGGAAAAAGGAUAUCAGCGUGAAUUGAUAUACAGACAUCCAGAUGGUUCGUACUCCGCAUUUGGUCCGGAAAGCUCAGAGAGUUCAAUCUGGCUCACCGCAUUCGUAAUAAAAUCCUUCGCUCAAGCAAGAAGUAUAAUUCACAUUGACGAACGAGAUUUAAAGAUUUCUGUCAAGUGGAUGAUGAAGAAACAGUUAGAGAAUGGGUGCUUCCCGGUGAUAGGCAGAGUAUUCCACAAAGACAUGAAGGGCGGUUUACAAGAUGAUGACAGUUCCUCUACAGCGUUAACAGCGUAUAUAUUAAUUUCUCUCUUAAAAUCGGGUGUACCAUUAACACCGUCGCUUAUAAACAACGCCCUACAUUGUCUGGAAAAAGGAAUGGCGAACGGCGGUGACACGACGUACACGGCGGCUUUAUCUACGUAUGCUCUCGCGUUGUUGGAACAUCCAAAAGCGAACAACAGCUUGAAAUUACUCAUGGACCGUGCAACGCGAAAUCACGAUCUUCUUUGGUGGGAAGACAAGUACAAACCCUCUCUGGGUCUAAGUAUCGAGAUGACAGCGUACGCCGUGCUGUCGUUUGUAAAACUGGGUGGCGAAGCAAACAUGGUCGAAGCGUUGAAGGCGGUUCGCUGGAUGUCGAAGCAACGAAACGCGGAGGGCGGCUUUACGUCCACACAAGAUACUGUUCUCGGCCUCGAGGCGCUCACCAAGUACGCCGCCGCGAUGUCAAGCAACAGCACAGAUCUGUCGGUGCUUGUGACAGCUGGCGACGUUGAUCAAGUAUACAGAAUGCAUAACGACAACCGCAUGGUUCUCACACAGAUACGUUUGCCCAUAUUACCCACGACAGUUGAGAUCUUCGCCGAGGGCGAGGGCUGCGUCUUAGUACAGAGCAACAUAAAAUAUAACGUCGCACAUGCAACUGGCUCCGAAGCCUUCGAUCUUUCGGUCGGUGCUACCUCUGUAUUGGCGUCGGUUGAUGAAUGCUCGAUGCAAAAGAUUACAAUCUGCACACGAUAUAAAAUGGCAGAUGGGGAGAGUAACAUGGCACUGCUGGAAAUCGGCAUGAUAAGCGGAUACGUCCCAGAUCGCACAAGUCUUCAUUCUCUAUUAGAGGAUCCGGCUACGAAAGUAAAGCGUUUCGAAGAGGAUCGCGACGUUGUCAGCAUUUAUUUCGACAAGUUAAUCAGCCAGAAAACUUGCAUAUCGCUCAUUGUUACCAGAGAAAAUAUCGUCGAUAGACUUGAGCCAGCGAAUGUAAAACUUUAUGAUUACUAUCAGCAGGAACUGACGAUAUCUAGCAGCUACAGCUUUGCACCGACUUGUAGCAGUGCCAACCCAAGUGAAGAGGCAGAAAUUCCCAAUCCAGUGCCUGUGGAAGUGGAACAACCGGGGAAAGACAACGAAAAGAAUUCAGGCAAAGAAGAGAUAAUUGAGAAAGCGGCCAAAAAUGUUCACGAGGUAAUUCUGAAGGCGAAAAAAGGAGUUAUAGAAGAGAUAAGUAACGCCAGCCAGAAGCCGGCAUCCCAAGAAGAUCUGGUCGAACAACUCCGCGACAAGGUGACGGUAGCAAAACCGACGCUGAUAACUGGCAUACAAUCGAAGGACGAGAACGUUUCUCUGCUGGAGAAUUCCAAUUUUAAGAUAAAUACGGACGAUAUCGCUAGCGUGGCAAAUGUUCGCACAGCCAACAACAACGGCAUCGUGUCUGAUAACAUAGAUGUACCACAGAUGGAAGUCGGAAGUGGUCAAACGCCAGACGAGCCAGAUAUCAAUCUGAAUCCCGUAUUCGACAGACUUGAACCUCCCAGUAUAAAUAUUGAGGAUAUAGAAGGACCGUCAGCUUUCAACAAGCAAGAUCAAGAUGUUGAUUUUGAUGGGAACCCAAAUUUCGUAGUGGUUGACCACGAAUUAGCGACCCCCGACGGGGUCGAAGGACCCACGCCAGUCUACGUGAAACCUGACAUAACGAACAUCAACAGCGAAUCGUCGCAGGAUACAAUCAAUCGCACCGCUUCGAUGGAAGAAGCAAACUCAAGCAAAGCUUCUUCAUCAUCGCCGUCAGCAUUCGCUCCGAACGGAUCUUGUCCUCUAUGCAGUGAUGAGUUACCGGUGGACAUCAACGAGUUUUAUUGCUCCGCCAACAGCGUCGUGAAAGCAGCGAUUAGACGAUUACGAAAGGCGAGACUUCUGUUGGAUAUAUCACCGUCACAACAUAUUAAACGCCUCCGUUCUACGAUCGCAUUUGUUUUAGAUCCUGAUUGUUCCUGCUCUCCUUUAGAUACGCCUGGAGGUCUGGCGCUAAUAAUGCAUCACACGGACAGCGAGUUCGGUAAGCGUUCAAGUCAGUAUGUCUUGAACGAGUUGGUCUCCAUAUACGGAUUACAACCUGUCGGUGGUGUUCCACAAGAGAUAAUUGAUGCUCGGUUAACGUGUACAAAAUAAAAUGGACUUCCUGAUCUUUCUACAGUUGACUGAUCGUCGGUGUUGCGCCGAAAACGUUUUGUUACAUAUACGUCCCCGAUGAAGCUUAGUUCGCGAAGAGUCGUCGAGUUACGUCGAGAAGAAAUCAACUGCGAAUUUGCACAGUUGAAACUUAUCAUUACAAUUCAGUCCACUUGUUACGGAACGUCCGUGAUAAUUUGGCGGCAAAUUUCACAUAAGGUAUUUUAAUUCAUUUUGAGUAUCUUGAAUUUUCAUUUUUUACAUAUCUCUGUUAUAAAAUCCCGUCUCAACAUAAUAUACAUAACUACGUUGCGAACUCUGCAUUAUCUAGACACAGUAUCCAAAAGAGUAGGAUAUCAUUUUUAUAAUUAAAGUUAUAACGCGUUAUCGUAAUUCAUAAUUGUGAAUAGAGCGAAUAACUAAUGAGUCAAAUAAACUGUAAAUAAAGAACAGUGAUGUACGAUAUAG
Molecule: messenger RNA, 6474 nt
Organism: Odontomachus brunneus
Lineage: Eukaryota; Metazoa; Arthropoda; Insecta; Hymenoptera; Formicidae
Product: pregnancy zone protein-like
Exons: 25
Coding region: 280-6006 (1908 amino acids)
Cellular component (GO): extracellular region
Molecular function (GO): endopeptidase inhibitor activity
Source: RefSeq, a predicted model, not a curated record